AUGGGAGAAGAAGGCAAAGGAGCUGGGCGGCGUGUUGAAUCGAACCAGAAAAGAAAAGGAAGAAAGGCAGCAUGUGUGAAUGAGAAAGAGUGGAGGGACUUGGCACGUGUGGACAAUUAUUUGCUAUCAUGUGGCGGUGGCGGCGGCGGCGGCGGCGGAAGAGUCAGUGGCGGCGGCGGUGGCGUUGGCGGCAAUAGUGGUAACGGUAGCGAUUGCGGUGGCGGUGGAAGAGUCGGUGGCGGCAACAGUGGCGGUGGCGGUAGUGGCAGCAGUAGCGGUUGCGGGUGGUUGUGA
This is a messenger RNA of Quercus robur (English oak), 294 nucleotides long. RefSeq names its product glycine-rich RNA-binding protein 10-like. The record is from RefSeq and is a predicted model, not a curated record. The transcript has 2 exons. Lineage: Eukaryota; Viridiplantae; Streptophyta; Magnoliopsida; Fagales; Fagaceae. Bases 1 to 294 code for a protein of 97 amino acids.